Zootermopsis nevadensis is the source of this 1173-nucleotide messenger RNA. NCBI's taxonomy places the organism in Eukaryota, Metazoa, Arthropoda, Insecta, Blattodea, Termopsidae. The record is from RefSeq and is a predicted model, not a curated record.
AGCUGUGAAUCGCUUGUAGAAGAAGUGCGUCGUAGAGUGCUGUUAAAAAUGUUUUAGAAAAUAACAAGUACAUAUCUUAUAUAGGAAUUAUUAAGAAAUCUGUGAAACCGCCCUCCACGCUCUCAAUUUUAGUUUUGGUUAAACUGAUCAUCGCCCGUGGACAUCGUGGUCUCAUACAUUUGAACAAACUUUGAGGAGAUGGAGUCAAACCAAAGUCGCACCGAAACAUCAGACCCCAUGAAAGAGGUGAGAGAGGAGAAACUCUUUUGUGACGCGGUGUUGCGGUCGGAGGACGGCGGCGUCUUUCCGGUUCACAGAGUGAUUCUGUCGAAGUGCAGCGCAUAUUUCAGGAAACUGUUCACGACAAUACAGCACACCAGUGAGGAGACAGAUAUUGUCCUCCGCGGAGUCAGCUCAGACAUGAUGACCCGGAUACUGGAUUAUGUUUAUUUUGGCGAGGUGGACAUCCGCUCCGACAACGCGGGUCAGCUGCUCGUGACGGCUGACAACUUGUGUAUACCGGAACUUCGUAAACUCUGCUGCGACUUCCUCAUGGACGCGAUAGACAUGGACAACUGUAUCGACAUCUUACGUGUCGCAAGGUUACUCUCCUUCGCCGACCUCAAGAUUCACGCUCGUCGCUUCGUUCUGCGCCAAUUCGUGGAACUGUCUCAGCAGAGCGAACAUCUGCUGGAACUGCCUGUUGAGGAGCUGCAAGCGAUAAUUGAGGCCGAGGAACUGAACGUAAAGGAAGAGAAAGUUGUGUGGGAGUGCAUUCUCCGGUGGAUCAACCGCGAUCCGGACAACAGGAAAGGUCACAACGCGGGCCUUUUGAAGGUCGCCAGACUGGGACGACUUGAUGCAAAGUUUUUCAAUGAGACGGUUUCAAAGCACCCUUACGUGACUGAAAACAAAGCGUGCAAACCCUUGAUCUCGGAGACGCACAAAUUCCUAGACGACGUGGAAAGGUUGUCGAAGGAAGACAAGGACCUCAUGACACCAAGGAUUGCCCGCCCGCGAAUCCCUCAGGACAUUCUGUUUGCUAUUGGUGGGCGUCGCGACGGAAAGGUGACAGAUGUGAUCGAAGCGUACGACGCACGAGCACUCUUUAUUUCAUGUUCGUUUAUUUCCAUUGCAGUGAAACCUCUUUUAAGAGAAGCUACAAAGACAUGA